AUGCCUACUCUGCACAAACUUCUUCAAGCCAUCGAUGAAGAUGUCUUCGUGUAUAAAACUGUUCACGAACAAGAACAAGAGGAGAAGCUGAAAACUACAAUGAAAUAUUACGAGAUGAUGUUUCAGAAACUUUUCCACUUCGCAAUACUUGGCACAGGUGUACUUCUAGCGAUUGUGGCUCCAAUCUUGAUCAACAUUUUUGGCUCUGAGGAGCGAAAACGGAUCAAAGAAAUCAACUACGACCUGCCGAUCCCCAUGUGGUUUCCGUUCAACACGGACAACUUGAUGGGUUUCACUGUUGCCUACACAUUCUUGUUUUGCGAGGUUUUCAUAGUAAUAAUGUACAUUGGUGCUGCAGUACCGUUUCUCGUAUAUCUUGUCUUCGAAGUGAAUUUACAGUACAUGCUUUUGGAAAAAUCAAUUCUGAACUUGGAAUCCAGAGCGAAUGAAAGCUACAAGAAAAUCGUUGAUCUGCAUUCGGAGAUAGUUUUGAAAAAUGAUGCAUUAUACGAGAGGUGCGUACGAGAAUGUCUGAGAGAGAAUAUACUUCAUCACAUCGCUAUUUCAAGGCUCUUCAAACUCUAUCAAGAUUUAACAUCAACGAUUUAUGGUGUAAUUAUCGGAUUGAGCAUGAUUGUUCUGGCAACCAUAUCACUUGUACUUACUCGGAUGUGA
This is a messenger RNA of Nilaparvata lugens (brown planthopper), 675 nucleotides long. RefSeq lists its product as uncharacterized. Gene Ontology annotation, biological process: sensory perception of smell; detection of chemical stimulus involved in sensory perception of smell. The transcript has 3 exons. Bases 1 to 675 code for a protein of 224 amino acids. The record is from RefSeq and is a predicted model, not a curated record. Gene Ontology annotation, cellular component: plasma membrane. Lineage: Eukaryota; Metazoa; Arthropoda; Insecta; Hemiptera; Delphacidae. Gene Ontology annotation, molecular function: odorant binding; olfactory receptor activity.